Fonsecaea nubica is the source of this 1014-nucleotide messenger RNA. RefSeq lists its product as hypothetical. Gene Ontology annotation, biological process: copper ion transmembrane transport. Gene Ontology annotation, molecular function: copper ion transmembrane transporter activity. The coding region runs from base 1 to 1014 and encodes 337 amino acids. The record is from RefSeq and is a predicted model, not a curated record. NCBI's taxonomy places the organism in Eukaryota, Fungi, Ascomycota, Eurotiomycetes, Chaetothyriales, Herpotrichiellaceae. The transcript has 5 exons. Gene Ontology annotation, cellular component: membrane.
AUGUUCGGGCAGAACCAACCGCGGUCUCACCACCCUCACCUGGCCUUAUCCAAAACCGAAUCCCGGAAACAGGUACCACAGGAAAACUGUGUUUACAUGGCCAUUGCUCUGAUGGGCGGUCUGAUGCUGAUCACGAAACCCGCGUUGGUUGUCCUGGCAUUGCUCCUCGUCGGCUACGGCCGGUUGUACCAUGUUGAGCGACACGAGAAGUCUGCGCGGCCCUGGUCGCGCGAGCAUCGCUCCGAGCCUUACUCACUGCACUUGGGGCCUGGCCGGGAAGGGCCCGAGCAGAUGCGCGCAAGUUUGCACGAUCUCACCAAGGGGCUGAGUCUCCCGAAAUCUGCAAAUGUCUACAAUGUCCAUGUCCAUGACCUCUACCUCUACCUCUAUGUCGAUGUCUUCCGCCUCCGCAUCACCAUCCGGCGGAAUGAGCAUGGGAGACAGCUCUUGCAAGAUCUCCAUGACCUGGAACUGGUAUACAGCUUCAUCUCCAAGUCAUGGCAGGUCAGCUCGGAUGGUAUCUUUGCGCUCUCCUGCAUCGGCGUCAUUCUGCUGGUCAUCUCCCUCGAGUUCCUACGCCGCGUCCAGCGCGAGUACGACAGCUGGAUCCGCCGCAAGGACCAGAAGGCCUUCGCCCUGGCUGCUGCUGUUCGAAAUCGCGACAAUGCGGCGUGUGCCUCAUACGAGCAGGAAGCGGAUCCUGGAGGGAAGACAGCCACGAACACGAGCAUGAGUCCGCCACUCCCGGAACGACCUCUCCUUCGUCGUCCGCAACGAUCGGCGGUCGAUCGAAUGACCCUCCUCCAACGCCAGUGCAUCCGCUCGCUCAUCCACAUGGUGCAGUUUGGAGUCGCGUACUUUAUCAUGCUGCUGGCCAUGUAUUAUAACGGGUACAUCAUCAUCUGCAUCGUCAUUGGCGGCUUUCUCGGCUGCUUCAUCUUCAGCUGGGACCAGCUCUUGAUCGACUCAAAAGACAAGCCCGAGCCCGCCGAUGUUACUGGUUGUUGCGGCUAG